This is a messenger RNA of Drosophila takahashii, 1239 nucleotides long. RefSeq names its product Gustatory receptor 98d (gene Gr98d). Gene Ontology annotation, cellular component: neuronal cell body; dendrite; axon. Lineage: Eukaryota; Metazoa; Arthropoda; Insecta; Diptera; Drosophilidae. Gene Ontology annotation, molecular function: sweet taste receptor activity. Gene Ontology annotation, biological process: male courtship behavior; chemosensory behavior; sensory perception of taste. The record is from RefSeq and is a predicted model, not a curated record.
AUGGAAGCGAAUCGAAGUCGUCUGCUGACCACCACUCGUCCUUAUCUUCAGGUUUUUUCCUUAUUUGGACUUACACCCCCACCUGCUUUUUUCACAAGGACAUUGCACAGGCGACGUAGAGGCUACUUGAUAGCAGGAUACAGCUCUUAUCUAAUGGCAAUUCUUCUGGUUGUCAUAUACGAGUGCUAUGCGAAUAUUGUGGCUCUACACCUGGAAUUAGAUCUUUUCCGGGCGGAGGAUUUUAGUCGAGUAAUGGGAAGGACUCAAAAGAUUCUCGUGGUCGCCAUGGCUACUGGUAAUCAACUGAAUAUGCUCCUAAACUUUCAACGACUUCGACGAAUCUUUGAGGAGAUUGCGGAACUGGAGAAGGAUAUUAACAAGGCUUUGAAGGGUUUUAGUGGCCGGAGAUAUUGGUUGAGCUUUCGCUACAGACUGGCUCUAUUUAUUGGACUCUGGAUGGUGUUGAUCGCAGGUCUUACACCUCGCUUUACCCUCGUGGGACUGGGACCCUUUCUCCACUGGGCAAACAAAGUCCUCACCGAGAUCAUCCUAAUAAUGUUGCAAUUCAAAAUUGCCGAGUAUUGCGUGUUCGUUUUUCUGAUUUAUGAACUAAUUCUUCGGCUACGACAUAUCCUCCAGCAAAUCGGUGUAGAACUAGAGGAUUGUAACUGCAGUGAAAGGAUUCAGGAGUUGUGUGUAAUUUUAAAAAGAAAUCAGUUGCUGGUGGGACGAAUCUGGAAAUUGGUGGACGAGAUUGGAACAUAUUUUACCUUUUCCAUGACUCUGCUGUUUGUAUUCAAUGGAUUGAGCAUUUCGCACAUUGUCAACUGGGCUCUUAUAAAAUCUAUCAAUCCCAACGAUUGCUGUCAAUAUAUGCGCAUCGGGGUUUGUUCUUUAUUAUCGAUCAAUGUUUUUCUGGCCUGUUUUUAUACUGAGCUCUGCAUCAAUGCGUACAAUAGCAUCCCACGAACCUUUCUUCAUAUAUAUGGCUUGCCUGCUGCCGAAGAUUAUCCAAUGCUAAAAAUGGGCCUCAGGGAAUACUCCCUGCAAAUGCAACACCUUAAGCUCCGUUUCACCUGUGCCGGAUUAUUCGACAUCAAUCUCAAGUGCUUUGGAGGGAUGGUUGUCACCAUAUUUGGCUAUAUUAUUAUUCUCGUACAAUUUAAAAUACAAGUGUUUGCUCAAACAAAAUAUAUGCAAAGAGCUAAUAUCAGCGAAUUGAAAGUUUAUAACGGUUGA